Molecule: messenger RNA, 239 nt
Organism: Sphaeroforma arctica JP610
Lineage: Eukaryota; Ichthyosporea; Ichthyophonida
Exons: 1
Source: RefSeq, a predicted model, not a curated record
ACACGAAUAUCGAAGGCCUCGGACAGGAGUGUGAGACCAUCGACCAGAAAACCGGGAAAUGGUCAUCGACAAAGAAAAAGCGCAAAUCGAUCCAGCAGACACACAACGAAAGGGACGAGAGGGGCAGUGGCCGGGAUGUGAUCAUACCAGGCCGAUAUAGUACAACGAAUGCCUAUAUGUUCUGUUAUAGGCGACGCGAUACGUAUAACAUGACGGUUGCGCCUGAGGUGUGUUUUUGA